This is a messenger RNA of Solea solea (common sole), 2185 nucleotides long. RefSeq names its product membrane-spanning 4-domains subfamily A member 15-like. Bases 958 to 1575 code for a protein of 205 amino acids. The transcript is spliced from 7 exons. NCBI's taxonomy places the organism in Eukaryota, Metazoa, Chordata, Actinopteri, Pleuronectiformes, Soleidae. The record is from RefSeq and is a predicted model, not a curated record.
UCCCCUACAUUUCCUCUAACUAGCUUUGUCACUCGUUACUACCAAAUAAAAUCAGAAGAAGAAGAGUUGGUAAUGGUCUGUAUUUAUAUAGAGCUUUUCUAGUCUUGGUGAGCUGCUUUACUCUACAGUUUUCACCCCUUCACAAGUGUCUUGCUCAAGGACACAUAGAUGGACUAGCAGAGCCCGAAAUUGAAACCAGACCCUUCCAGUUGAAAGACAACUCAUGGCUCAAUCCUUACUCUUCACUUUUACUUCUAAAGCUUGAGUACAUUUUAUAUCAGACAAUUACUUUUGAUACUUAAGUACAGUAAAUGUCAUAUACUUUAAGACUUUUACUUAAGUUAUAUGACCAAAAAAAGUGACGUCAACUUCUACCUAAGUCAUUUUCUGGUAAGUUGCUUGUACUUUUACUCAAGUAUCCAUUUUAAGUACUUUAUACAAGACUGACUACACCAGCAGAAGAUCUCACUGGAUACCACUCCACCCAUGUUAUUACAAGUGCUGUUUCCCUAAUAAUAAAGUGGCCAGUGAGUGUGAAUACAUUUUGACUACCAUAAACAUCUGACUGCAUAACUUAGUGCUGUUCCACAGGCUAACAAACAUGAGUAUGUUUUAAACUUCUUCCAGGACUGUUACGUGUGGGUGGAACUCGACCACUUCACACGGGAAGACCAAACUUUUGAUUACAAAUCCCUCCGCCGUUGCAAUAACGUAGUCCUCAUCAAAACACAAGGACGUGUAUCGAUUCCUUCACGUUAUAUCCUUCUAUACGACAACUAUACACUGGAGGGGUUCAUGUAGCAGGUCAGGCUACAGUUUUAACUACUUACCAUCGCUCACAUACCGAUCACAGAUCAACCGUGAGAGUGAUGAGACAUCUGCUGCUCCAGAUGUGACUGAGCAGCUCCGUCCGCGCGCAGCAGAUUCAGUGUGACAACGGUCCGAUCAGUCUGUAAGAUGUCUGUGCAGCUUUACUCAGCGAGUCAACCUGGACCAGAGUGGACUGAUGCCACUCUUCCAAGAACCACUGUCGGGGGCAACAAACCUCUACAUCGCUUCAUUAAAGGGCAGCCCAAGAUUCUUGGUAUUGUUAUUUUGAUCUUGGGCACAGCUUUCAUUAUGAUUUCCAUCGCACUGUGGGGGGACAACCUGCAUCUGUCUUUGUACAUCAUCCUCCCACCUGGCUUCCUGCAGGGAUCACUGUUCAUCGUAUGCGGGAUUCUGUACAUUCUGACUGAGCACAAUCCAACAAAGAAAACCGUUACCACAUCGCUGGCUCUGAGUGUUGUGACUGCGCUGGCGGCAUUGUGGAGUUUACUGUUAAUCCUGGCUGACUUGGGUUACAGCCACAGCGCCCACUCGUACCAUUUGGAAUACAAUUCUACAGAGUAUGAAGAGACUUCACAUUACGCGUCCAUGGGAAUGGUCUUGGGGAUAAUCCUUGCAUUCUACACUGCGGCUGGUGUAAUUAUAGUUAUUGUGAUGUCAACGCUGGCAACUGCUGCCCUACGUUCCACAAAGAGCCAGGCCGUUGUUGUGAUGACCACUGAUCCGACUUCACCUCCGACUCAGUGAUGAGCAGGAGAAAAUGGCUGACGUGGGAGGAGCUAAGCAGACAGAAGAUUUAUGACGCAUUCAAAAACAGCAAAGUAUUUUUCUAUGUGGAUACAUGAUGCCUUUUUUAUCUUUAUGGAAUACAUAUUGUAAAUGACUGUGAUCUAUUAUUAUUAUUACUAUGCUUUUGGAUUAACUGACCGCCUGAAGAGACUAGAAGACUGUUCUACGAAUCAAGAUUUGUGGUUGUUGAGAUAAGUUCAGGUUUAAUACCAGGUUUAAGUCUGUGGCCUAUUGCUUUUAUGGAUUCAGUUAUUUCUACCCGUUACUUUUAAAAAAAUUACUAGUCUGUUCUAUACUGCUGAUAUUGUACAGCAUUUCAAUGUUGACCAGUGGUAUAGAUAAAGUUUUAUUAUUACAGUGCGUGUUUUUUUCAGUGAAACACUGUCAUAACACCAGAGGAAAAAAGUCAACUUCACAUUUUUAGAUCCACAAUGACACAAAUCAAACAUACAAAUCACAAGUGUUUAUAACCAGAUUUAAGGAAAAAAACAAACUACAAAAUGUUAUGUCUCAUUUAGUCAUAUACACACUGUAAUGAAUAUAACACAUAAAAAAAUAAUUGCUCUUG